AGGUGCGCUGCCUCUCUUUGUGCGGACUGCGCCCAUCUUGUUGUUUAAAUCUCCCGCGGCGUACCCUAGCAACAAUUAGAGCGUUCCCCUCUUUUGACCAAUGAGAGCGCUGUGCGGCGGUGGGACAGGCACGGAGCGGCUGCGGGGUUAACACAAGGGUGGCAUCUGUCUCACACAACCAGGCAGCUCAACACGGAGCGCGUCUUUUACUUUCCAAUCCAGUUACGGGACGAUUUUGUAUUUUACCGGGACGGUGUAGUGGGCGACACCCCGGCCUGUGAGCAAAGAUGUCUCUCCUGAGGGGGAUCAAUCCAAACUUGAGGAACAUCAGGAACUCAGAGCUGGCACCCCUGGGGAUGCGAGCUUGGCAAAUCAAGGACGAGCUCAGACAGGGAGCCAGAAAGCCAUAUAAAGAACUGAUUGAUGUCUCCUCGGCUGACCCACACAGGGCAGGAGUGAAACCCUUGUCUUUUGUGCGGCAGGUACUCGCAGUGUGCUAUUACCCUCAGCUUGCCAAGAGUGACAAGCUGCCAGCGGAUGUCAGGCAGAGGGCUCAGAGGCUGCUUGGGACAUGUGCUGGAGGGAGUGCAGGUUCAUACUGUCCUGCUGGGGGUAUUCCAGAAAUAAUAGACAUUGUCUGCGAAUUCAUAUCACGACGAGAUGAUGGGGUUCCGUCUUACCCUGAAAAUAUUUUCAUCACCUCAGGUGCUCAGAGGGCAUUCGUGGAGAUUCUGAACAUCUUGGUGAACACUCUGCGCUCGCCCAUAACAGGGGUGUUAACUCCAUGUCCCUCCUACCCCCCUGGCAACAUGGCUGUGGUGAUGCUGGGAGGAGCCGUCGUGCCGUACUACCUAGAUGAGGAGCAAGGCUGGGAGCUGAAGAUAGAUGAGCUACACAGAGCACUGGAGUCUGCAAAGGGUGUCUGUGAUCCUACUGUUCUGUAUGUUAUCAACCCUGGAAACCCCACUGGUCAUGUUCAGAGCAGGAAAUCAAUAGAAGAGGUUAUUCGCUUUGCUUCAGAGAAGAGGCUCUUCCUGAUGGUUGAUGAGGUUUAUCAAGACAGUGUGUUUGAGCAGGAAAGUAGGUUUGUCUCUUAUAAAAAGGUUCUGGCAGAGAUGGGGCCUCCUCUUUCACAUACAGUGGAAAUGGCCUCCUUCCAUUCAGUAUCCAAAGGCUUCAUAGGAGAGUGUGGUCUGCGUGGUGGAUAUGUUGAGCUGGUGAAUGUGGACCCCUCUGUUAUGAGGAACCUCUAUACUCUGAUGUCCAGAGAUGCCUCAACUACAACUGGUCAGCUUGCCCUGGACCUCAUGAUCAAUCCCCCACAACCAGGAGAUCCCUCAUACCCCCUGUAUAAUGAGGAGACGCAAUACAUCCGAGCGACAUGGGUUCAAAAUGUGAAGAGAGUUCUUGAGGUUUUAAACAGCCUGCCGGGAAUCAGCUGCCAACCUGUGAAAGGAGGCGGCUAUGCUUUACCCCGACUGCAUCUUCCACCGGGAGCCAUUCAAAAAGCCAAGGAGGUAGGAAUGCUGCCAGAUUACUUCUACUGUAGCAGACUGCUGGAGGAGACUGAGCUGUGCGUCGGUGCGGGCAGUGAGAAUGGACAGAGGGAGAGCACUUACCAUAUCAGACUUUGCAUUACGACGUCUGUGGAUACUAUGGAGGAAGUACUGAGACGCCUGACCAGCUUCCACAUACAGUUUAUGAAAGAUUUCUCUUGA
This is a messenger RNA of Myripristis murdjan (pinecone soldierfish), 1718 nucleotides long. RefSeq names its product alanine aminotransferase 2. Gene Ontology annotation, biological process: biosynthetic process. The coding region runs from base 288 to 1718 and encodes 476 amino acids. The record is from RefSeq and is a predicted model, not a curated record. The transcript is spliced from 11 exons. Gene Ontology annotation, molecular function: pyridoxal phosphate binding; transaminase activity. NCBI's taxonomy places the organism in Eukaryota, Metazoa, Chordata, Actinopteri, Holocentriformes, Holocentridae.